GCCCGCCCGCCCUCGCUCGCGCGCGCGCGCGCUGGUGGGGCGGAGGGCGGGAGGCAGGGGGCGGGAGCGCGUGCUACAGCCACGCCGGCGGCGCGCGUCCGAGGCGGGCGCAGAGCGGCAGGAACGGCAGCGGUGGAGCCGGCGGGGGAAGCAGCGGCGGCAUCUCUGGCUCGCGCUCUGCCUCCGCCAGCUCGCGCGCACGAGUUCGUAGAUGGGGCUGAGCGGCGCCCGCUGAGGAGGGGACGGGGAGCGGGAGCCGGUGCCAGCCGCAGUCAUGCAGCAGGUUCUGGAUAACCUUACUGAUCUGCCGACAUCAACAGGCGCUGAAGAAAUAGACCUGAUUUUUCUUAAAGGAAUUAUGGAAAACCCUAUUGUAAGAUCACUUGCUAAGGCUCAUGAGCGACUGGAAGAUUCUAAACUUGAGGCUGUCAGUGACAACAACCUGGAGUUGGUGAAUGAAAUUCUUGAAGACAUCAGUCCCUUAGUAAAUAAAGAUGAGAAUAUUGCAGAAUUGGUUGGAAUACUCAAGGAGCCUCAUUUUCAGUCACUCUUGGAAGCACAUGAUAUUGUGGCUUCAAAAUGUUACGAUUCUCCUCCUUCUAGCCCAGAAGUCAAUAAUUCUUCAGUGAACAACCAGAUUGUUCCAGUAGAUGCUAUUCGUAUCCUUGGAAUUCACAAAAGAGCAGGAGAACCACUGGGUGUUACGUUUAGAGUUGAGAACAAUGAUCUGGUAAUAGCACGAAUUCUUCAUGGCGGAAUGAUAGAUCGACAAGGUCUUCUGCACGUAGGUGACAUUAUUAAAGAGGUGAAUGGCCAUGAGGUUGGAAACAAUCCAAAGGAAUUGCAGGAACUGCUGAAAAAUAUUAGUGGCAGUGUCACUCUGAAGAUUCUCCCCAGCUACAGAGAUACUGUUAUUCCUCAACAGGUUUUUGUGAAGUGUCAUUUUGAUUACAAUCCAUAUAAUGACAACCUCAUCCCAUGCAAAGAAGCAGGUCUGAAAUUUUCUAAAGGAGAAAUUCUUCAGAUUGUAAACCGGGAAGAUCCAAAUUGGUGGCAGGCUAGUCAUGUCAAAGAAGGAGGAAGUGCGGGGCUUAUUCCUAGCCAGUUCUUGGAAGAGAAGAGAAAGGCCUUUGUUAGGAGGGACUGGGACAACUCAGGGCCUUUCUGCGGAACGAUAAGCAGCAAAAAAAAGAAAAAAAUGAUGUAUCUCACUACAAGAAAUGCAGAAUUUGAUCGUCAUGAAAUCCAGAUCUAUGAGGAAGUAGCAAAAAUGCCUCCUUUUCAGAGGAAGACACUGGUCUUAAUUGGGGCCCAAGGAGUGGGGCGAAGGAGUUUGAAGAACAGGUUUAUAGUACUGAAUCCUACCAGAUUUGGAACAACAGUGCCAUUUACUUCACGAAAGCCAAGGGAUGAUGAAAAGGAUGGGCAAGCGUACAGAUUUGUGUCACGAGCUGAAAUGGAGAUGGAUAUCAAAGCUGGCAGAUAUUUAGAGCAUGGAGAAUAUGAAGGAAAUCUUUAUGGCACCAAAAUUGAUUCCAUCCUUGAAGUUGUUCAGACAGGAAGGACCUGCAUCUUGGACGUGAAUCCACAGGCCCUGAAAAUAUUGAGGACUUCAGAAUUCAUGCCCUAUGUAGUGUUUAUUGCUGCGCCAGAGUUGGAGACUUUGCGUGCUAUGCACAAGGCUGUGGUAGAUGCUGGAAUUACAACCAAACUUCUCACUGACACCGAUCUGAAAAAAACCGUGGAUGAAAGUGCUCGGAUCCAGAGAGCCUACAACCACUACUUUGAUCUGACCAUUGUAAAUGACAACCUGGACAAAGCCUUCGAGAAGCUCCAGACUGCCAUCGAGAGACUGCGGCUGGAGCCACAGUGGGUCCCAAUUAGCUGGGUAUAUUGAGAUUUCUCAAGAGGAGCUUAAGUAACAAAUAAAAUCAGCUGCAGCAAAUAUGCUAACGUGACGUUGUGUAGAUACCAACGAUAACCUACGGCACCUGUGCAUUUUUACUCUGUGUAUAUUCAACAGUACACUGUUCUGAAUUUUUAUAAAAAAGUUGAAGGGAAAGUGUACUUAAAUAUGUAAUUUAUUUUAAUUUUUCUAACUUUUUACAGAUAACCUUUCUAUUCAUAUCACAUGAAGGAAAUGCGUUUAAGCAUUUUUAUAUGUUUUGAUUUAGUACCUUUGCCUUUUUCAUCUAAGAAACUUUCAGUCAUUCACUUCAACAUUUACGUCUUGGUCUUACAUUUUCACUGUGAUUAAAAAAAGGAUACUUGAAACAAUUUUUGUAAAACUUGUUAACGUCAGUGUUUAACUGGUCAAAAGUCUUAUUAGUCUUAUUAGGAAGGAACACUAAUUUCUUUUGGGGUUUUUUUCUUCCUUAAAAAAAUAAUAAUUUCAUGGGAGCAGAAUUUUCAAUCUUAAAAGCAGCAGCCAACACCCAGCUCCAUUGCUCCGGCUUCUUUCGGCUUAAUGUUGGUGCAUUCUUGAUGUUUCACAAAUUCUUGACGUCGCUUGAUUUAGACGACUGCUGUGUAGGUUCCUCUUGAAACAACGUAAAGCAAUCCCUUGCAAGCUGCUUAUUAGGCUGUUCUUGGGAGCCAACCAGUUCACCCAGUACAGGUGAAGUACUGACGUUAGAGAGCUUGUACGCAAGGUAAUUCAGUGCGAUUUGAAUAACGGUCAAGUAGCCGGAGAGAGAACCUGGUAACACGGAGCCUUGUAGAGUGACGCUUAAUGUUUAGGAGUAUUUAUUCACACCUGCAAAAACACAUUGCUUUAGGAAAAAAAAAAAAGAAAAAAAUGGGGGCGGGCAUUCUCUUUUCUUAGGACAUUGUUUGAUAUUUGUGUAGUGAUCUGUGGCUUAAUUUCCUGUGAAAUCUAGCUGGGUUCUAUAUUAUCUUUUUGGAUAUUUGUGUGUGAUCAACUGCUGUAUUCUUAUGAGUGUGAUGUAAUGGAAUUUCUGUGCUUUUUGUUCUUAAUUGUUUUUAAUUGCAUUUUUUGUUAGAUAGCUUGUGAAUUGGAAGCUUCCUGCUAAAAAGCAGUGUUGUUUAUACGUUUUCGUUUUACGACAUAUUUCCUUUUGUUUAGUGACAAUUCUCCCCUUAGUAGGCUCAUUGAUAUAAUUUGUAUUAGGUUGAAGUUCAUCGAUCAAAACUUACGCUGAUGUAAAUUUCUGCUUAACGAGAACAAAAGGAAAAUAUAGCUCGUCGCUAAGACUAGCUCUUUUUGUGACAAUAUUUGAUAUUACAAUGUCAGCUGUUGUACAUAGGAACAUGCGUCAUCACUUACCAGGUUAGGUGUCUAAACCAAAGUCAUCUAUUUGUUUAAUUCCUCUUCCAUCUGGUGACCGGCACCCGGCUUCCAAAUUCUUUUUCACCACCAAGGUGUGACAUGGAAUGCUAUCAAAAGGCAGCUUCCUCAGAACUAUUUCUGAAGGAAGAGCGGCUUAGGCACUGUAAAACAGUAUUGCUUUGGGGGCUCUUAAAGACUUACAUGUGCACAAGGAAAAGAAAAAUGGAGUUGAUGCAGUAUAGGGAAAAGUGUAAGUCUCAGACAAACCUGUACGCUACAGGUGAUUUUAAAAAUCCUAUAAAGUUAGUUGUUGUGGGGGGAAGGGGGCAGGGAGGGCUUGAGAUCCCAGUGUACGUGGAAAACAUUAGUCGAAACUGUGUAUAGCACAGGUAAUCUUUGUGGCUCUUAAUACUGAGAUUUCAGUCUUGUAGAGGGAGUCUGAAAUUCUCCACGGAAAAUUUGUACCACUACUGUGUUUUAUUGUUAUACUUUUCAGGAUGCGUUUUCUCUGGUUUUGUUUUAAGUUCAGCAGAGCUUUUAAAUGUGGCACCAGCGUGAGACUUUCGUUUUCCUUUCCCAGGAGCCACGUUCUGUGAUCCUGUCGCUCAGAGGCGGCUCUGAGAAAAGGAUGGAGUGUUGUAUGUAGCAGCAAUGAUAGCGGAGCUGUUGCUCGACCAUUUUAAUGAUUUGCUGUUGGCGCUAUAUGCCGAACGUGACUAAACUGUGUUUGUGUACUGUGUAAUAGGAGACCUACACGUGCUGUAAGAUGUGCUGUCCGGACAGAUACGAUGCCUUUUCAUUAAGAGUUAGAAAAUACUCUAUUUGUGAUGCCAAAAGUGGGCUGCGCUCACUCUUCCCUAAUGACUGGAAUGAGAAGAUUCUUCAGUUUCCACACCGUAGUACUUUAUAUUGCACAUAUCACUUAUUUUCAUCUUUUUUUUUUUCCUAUAAAUUUCCUUAAACAAAUGAAACACAUGAAAACUGGGCACCAAGGUUUAGUCGGGAAAACCUCUCUACUCCUUCUGUUUCCAUCCCAGAGAGGAUACUGGCAAAAGAGCCCCCCUAGUUACCAAUCUCCAAAUCGCCGUGUGUUUGCCAAAGCUUCAGCUUUCCCCGCAGGUUCACAGGGAGGGUUUUUAAAUGAAGCGGUUUGCAGGGUGGAGCCUCGUGGCUGGCCGUGUGCCGGGGCCAGUGUAGGUGGGAGUGAGAAGUGCAGUUCUGACGCAGUAAGAGAAGAUGGCUUGCUUAGGUGGUACGCAGAUUUGUGUCAACAUGUCUGCGGGGUUUAAUAGGAUGUCCGCAUUCAGGUUCUAAGGGAAAAAAACCCCGCAAAACAAAACCAGACAGCACAGUCCUUGCAUCUGUUUAUUAAACCUUGAAAAUUGAGAGUUCGGAGUGGCAGGUAUUGAUGAUGGGGGAGAGGGGUUGUUUUGUUUUUGUGGUGGUGGGGUUUGUUUUGUUUUGUUUUUCAGCAAAAUCCAGUUUUCAUCAGAUAUUCUGCUUAGCUUGUCACUAACUGGUAGGAUGACUAAAGUGAGAAUGACUUUUUUUUUUUAAAAGAGCAUUAUUUGAGGUUCUUAGAAUGACAGAGCCAUUUCAGUAUACACACAGGGGUGACUGAUAGUCUCUACCUGUCCGGCUGUGCUCCAUCAGAUGUUCGGUAGAGACCUGUACAUUACGCAAUUAGGGGAGAAAGACACUAUGGACGGCUAGUUUUGAGUGAGUGAAAAUACUUCCGAUAACAGCUGUCGGAAGUAGUUUGGAGGAGUUAAAAUAAGUAGGAUUUUGUGUUUCUCAUUCUGUACUAAACAUUCAUUUUCCAGAUACUAACAGGAAAACUUUUUACAUUGACUGUUAAUGAUAACAAUAGGUGUGUCUGAGCGAGGUGAAGAUGCUGCUAAAUGUUUAAGAUAUGUGGUAUGUAUCACAAGAUAAAUAUGUAAGUAGUUUAGAAAAGUAAAUUAUCAAAUAGUUGUCUGUGUAUAUGUAUGUAUGUGGAUGGUAAAACAAAAAAUGCUCACGUCUGCUAGCUCAUGACUAAGCUACCAUGACUUAAUCCAGAAAUGUACCUGCAUGUGAGACUUUAGAACUGGUACACUUCUCUACCUGGUUUAUUGUGUUUACUAAUGUAUAUUUUUCUAAAUAUACAGAUAUUUCAAUCUAAAAAUUCUAUAUUUAUCUGUAAUUUCUAUCUGUUUUGGAGAGUGCAUGAGGUGCUGUAAAAUUCUGUACAUAUAGAGACUUAUAGAAGAAACACUGUAGUUGCCCUGUGAAUGAAAAGUUAUACAUAGAAGUACGGUCGGUAUGCCGAGAGCCACAAGUUAUUUCCUUAAAUGCACCAAAAAAUUCCCUUAAGUGUGCACCAGUCUCAACUUUAAUGUAAAUACUUUGGUGCGUGUGUACCCAAGUGAUUACCUUGCCGUCUCUAGAUGUUACACUAGCAGGUCUGCUUUAGGCUCUACAUCGUGUGACGACAUGCACUCAAUUAAAGUUUAGUGGGAUAAUUAUAAUGGGGUAUGUCAUCUUGCACAGAUUUAUAAAGGUCUUUAAAAAUGUUCUGCAAAUAUAAAAUGAAGGUAAAAUUGGAGGAGAAUCAAAGACCGACGCAAGUGAGGGAAAUGGAAUUUAUAACCGAUGCAGUAUCCGUAGCUUGUGCUGUGUUCUGCGGCCGGGGCAGCUCUGUGUCCUUGGCCUUACAAAGCCUUGUGGAGCGUGUUGGCAGAUCAGCUCAUCGCUUCUGAAUUUGUGUUUAUAUAAACUGUCACAUCUUGGAUGUGACACUUGGAUGGGACACUUUUUUCCCAAUCCUCUGUAUAGUUCUAACUCAUUGCAUCUUCUAAAAUCGUACCUAAAUGACUUGCUGUACGAAUUGCCUGCAGCUCAGUGUUCAGGAAGUCGUCUGGGUUUGGUUUGGUUUUGAAGAAGGUGACUUAGAUAAGAAACAGGAAACUUUUUUCCUCUUUGAAAUAGAAAAUUCCUGGCUAGGUCCCCUUCAGAGCCAAGCUUGCCUCUGCUGUGCUUAUGGAGCAGGGAGGAGUGAUCAAGUAGAGCAGCGCUCCAGAAAUCGGGUGAUGUGGGUUAUUACCUGUAUUUACGGGAGCUCUUACUGUAAACAUAAACAAAUUCAAACUUCCUUUUCCUAUUCCUUGGUUUCCCACCCGGGCGUUCUUGAUCUUGCUUCUUCAUUCAGACUGAACUUGAGGCAGACGCUGUUCCUCAGUACAGCCAUAGUGCCUACUGCAGUAGAUUCCCCGUCACGCGUUGUGCCUGUAGGUACAGCUUUAAGACCAACUACCGGUGGAGGUCUGGUGCAUCUGUCGUGCGAACAUCUAUAUGGACUGUUUGCUUCAUGCAGGGUUUCUUGCCUCACCCAAAUUCUGAAGAGCUAAAGUACCGUAUUGUUCUUGCCAAACUUCAUGAUACUACUUUUGCAAAAGUGGUGAGAAAUCAAUUUAUCCUCGUCUAGGUAGUGGUUACUGGAUACAAAGACUUGUAGUCUGCUAGGCCUCUUGCCUUAAACUCAUGCCCUCCAGCCGUCAGUCCCUACACAAAACCUCUCCUGGGCCGCUAAAAGGAUUGCUGUAGCUAAAGGUACUUUCAUUUGUGUUCUCUGGUGGACUGUCAUUACUGAAGGUGGUGAAGUCCUGGCCCAAUUUUAUUUAUUUUUUUUUUUUGCUGAAUUUCUCUUUUUUGGUUUUCAUGUGUUUUUAACAAGGUUACCGAUGGGCAUUGUCUGGGAUUCUCAACUGCUGUAACUUACUGUUUUCAGUCCCAAGACAGACACUAAAAAGAGUGAAAACACUUGUACAAUAACCAGUUGUCAGAGGCAGCUUUGGCUUCCAAACAUAUUAAAAGCACACUCAUGUGUGUGCUCACACACGCAGAAGAAUAAAACUUAGGGCUAAGUACCACAGGUAAUUCAGAUGGUAUCUGCUAAUUUACCUGCAUUCUCCACGGUGGGAGAAUUUUAAGAUGUUACACUUUAAUCUCCUGAACACUCGGUGAAGGCUGUUACGCAGUUUCACCUCCAAAUAGAUUUAUUUUUUUCAGCAGGGUCUCAACAAUAUUUGUAUUUUGUAGAAUAAAUUACACUUGAAGUAAAUGUGAAUGUUGUUCUCGAUACUUUUAACCCUUUCCCAUGCUAGCUGGGUAUGGAGUUCCUUUUGCUGCCAAGGCAGUGGUUGGAUGCGCAAUACUUACUGGCCAACCUGCUGGGCUACUGUAGUCAGAAUAAUCCUGGAAACACUUUCUCCCAUUUAUCCUUUUCCUUUUAAUGUCACUAGCUCCAUGGUAAUGCUUGUCCAUGCACGUUUAGCUGUCCUCGUGGCUGAUCCGCUCCGUAAGUAGCCAAGAGUUACAUACAACAUAGUAAAACCUCUUCCAAAAACCCAAGUAACUUCUCUGUUCUUUGACCUCUUACAUGAUACAAACCGCAGAGCAAAAUGAGUGAGGCUGCUCUGUGCAGCUCUGGGGGCAGCAGCAACAUUGUUGCCUGCAAAGAAAAAUAUUUGACUGAUUUUUUUGUUGGUUUAGGUCUUGUACACAAUUAUAUAUGGAGAUAACAGUUGAAAUGCGUUUUAACCCCGUUGAAAAUGCAUGUUGAGCAUUGCAUCCUCACCCCCACGCCCUCAUCAUACAUGGCCUGUGUGUAGCACUUGUGUUCUGUGCUGUAAAAAGGGGGACUGCGCUUCCUUAGGUUUUAAAAUACAGAAAAAUUUGCUGCUCUCCCACACUGGGGUAAGAACUGUAAAAAUCUUGGUUAAGUGUUUGGAUUUCCGUGUGUAUUAGAAGCCUGUCACCGUGCCGUUCCUUACCUUGCUUCUCCUCAAAACUGUUUUUGCCUAUGGGAAGCUCUUGUGUUUUGUUGUUUGGGUUUUUUUUUUCUUCUACAGUGUAUUAAAUUAAACUGGAUUUGGUAUUUGUAAAACUUCAAAAACUGCUCUCCUGUAAAAAAAAAAAUACUCUCUCUUUAGCUGAAAAAAAAAAAAAAAUCUUAACUGUUAGCUAAACUUUCUAGUGUAAACCUGAAGAUGAUUUAGUACCUAAUUGUUGUUUGAAUACAGUACUGUAGAGCAGGCCUAGGAGACGGGACUUGUUAGCAUUCUGACUUCAUACUGAUAAAGUCAGCUAAUACAUAGGACAUUUUUAAAUUGUGACUUGUUUUCUAAAACCCCCAUUGUCUUUUUCACAGCUAAUAUUUUCACAACGAACACAGCCGAACAUAAAAAACGUUAAUGUACAAAUUGUGAAAUUCUGUUAAUU
Chroicocephalus ridibundus (black-headed gull) is the source of this 8551-nucleotide messenger RNA. It is a transcript of the gene PALS2, whose product is annotated as protein associated with LIN7 2, MAGUK p55 family member. The transcript has 12 exons. Gene Ontology annotation, molecular function: protein binding. Gene Ontology annotation, cellular component: plasma membrane; cell-cell junction. Lineage: Eukaryota; Metazoa; Chordata; Aves; Charadriiformes; Laridae. The coding region runs from base 275 to 1897 and encodes 540 amino acids. The record is from RefSeq and is a predicted model, not a curated record.